AUGGGUGGUUGUUUAGCGGGCGCGGAUCACAACGACGAGAGUGGCAGCCGCCCACACCCGCCGAGGUUCGUUCCUGGCGUCGGUGGCAGAAGACGACGACGGCUCGACAACAGUGUAAACCUUCCUCUCCGUGAGCAGCCGGCCAGCCGUCUUUCACACGGGAUUGUUGUAGUUGCGGGCCAACCGUGCGCGCCAUUUUAA
Messenger RNA from Caenorhabditis auriculariae, 201 nucleotides. The record is from the annotation of a GenBank genome assembly. Lineage: Eukaryota; Metazoa; Nematoda; Chromadorea; Rhabditida; Rhabditidae.